Messenger RNA from Penicillium lagena, 2703 nucleotides. RefSeq names its product AP-1 complex subunit gamma. Gene Ontology annotation, cellular component: AP-1 adaptor complex; membrane coat; Golgi apparatus. Bases 1 to 2703 code for a protein of 900 amino acids. The record is from RefSeq and is a predicted model, not a curated record. Gene Ontology annotation, biological process: Golgi to vacuole transport; intracellular protein transport; receptor-mediated endocytosis. The transcript has 7 exons. NCBI's taxonomy places the organism in Eukaryota, Fungi, Ascomycota, Eurotiomycetes, Eurotiales, Aspergillaceae. Gene Ontology annotation, molecular function: clathrin-cargo adaptor activity.
AUGAGUUGUGUGCCUAGCCCCGCGGCCUCAAUCAAGCCAGGUCGAAACAAACCAAAAGCACAAAGUCCAGACCGUGUGAACCUCUGCCACUCUGCCACCCUCUUCUCUGUUUUGGAACCUCUGCCGUGGACUCCUCGUGACGUUCCCCCCUCCUGUCUCUUCCCUUUCCUCUCCCCGCCGGCGGGGGUCCUCGUGGCCGUCAUGUCUUCCCAUCGCGUUACUGAUCCCGGUUGGACGGUCUUAGUCAAGCAAUUCAUUCGGAAUGUGCGUUCAGCAAAGACCAUCGCCGACGAGCGAGCCGUCAUCCAGAAAGAGAGCGCCGCCAUUCGUGCGUCGUUUCGAGAAGAGAGUCACGACUCCGGUGUCCGGAGGAACAAUGUCGCUAAAUUGCUGUACCUGUUCACUCUCGGAGAGCGCACCCACUUCGGCCAAAUCGAAUGUCUGAAACUCCUCGCCUCACACCGGUUCGCCGACAAGCGGCUGGGAUAUCUGGGGACCAUGCUGCUGCUGGAUGAGAACCAGGAGGUCUUGACACUAGUGACCAAUUCUCUCGGAAAUGAUCUCAACCACUCUAACCAGUAUAUCGUCGGCCUGGCACUCUGUGCCCUCGGCAACAUUGCUUCGAUCGAGAUGUCCCGCGAUCUGUUCCCCCAAGUCGAGACCCUCAUGUCAACAGCCAACCCUUACAUUCGUCGGAAAGCCGCCAUUUGUGCUAUGCGGAUAUGUCGCAAGGUCCCGGAUCUGUACGAGCAUUUCCUGGAGAAGGCCAAGACAUUGCUGGGUGACCGAAACCAUGGCGUCUUGCUUUGCGGGUUGACCUUCGCGAUCGACCUGUGCGAGGCUGAAGAAGAGGAAGAAGGUCCGGAAGGCGUGAUUGAGAUGUUCCGUCCACUCGCUGGAAACCUGGUCCGCGCCUUAAAGGGACUCACAACGUCCGGGUAUGCACCCGAGCACGAUGUUUCCGGAAUCACAGAUCCUUUCCUGCAAGUGAAGAUUCUGGGGUUUUUGCGCGUCUUGGGCCGAGGCGAUGUGGCGACCAGCGAGUUGAUCAACGACAUUCUGGCCCAGGUGGCCACCAACACCGACUCGUCAAAGAACGUGGGAAAUGCUAUUCUCUACGAGGCGGUGCUUACAAUUUUGGACAUCGAGGCCGAUUCGGGACUGCGGGUGCUUGGUGUCAACAUCCUCGGAAAGUUCUUGUCUAACAAGGAUAACAACAUCCGCUAUGUGGCAUUGAACACCCUGAACAAGGUUGUGGCUAUCGAACCUAAUGCGGUGCAAAGACAUCGCAACACAAUCCUAGAGUGUCUUCGGGAUCCCGAUAUCAGUAUCCGCCGGCGCGCGCUCGAUCUCAGCUUCCUGCUGAUCAACGAGGGUAACGUGCGGGUGCUGGUGCGGGAGCUCCUGGCUUUCCUGGAGGUGGCCGACAACGAAUUCAAACCGGUGAUGACUACACAGAUUGGAAUUGCUGCCGACCGGUACGCGCCAAACAAGCGUUGGCACCUGGACACAAUCCUGCGGGUUCUCAAGCUGGCUGGGAACUACGUGAAGGAACAGAUUCUGUCGUCGUUCGUCCGUCUCAUUGCGACCACCCCUGAACUGCAAACCUACGCCGUUCAGAAACUUUACUCGUCGCUGAAGGAGGAUAUCUCGCAAGACGGUCUUACUCUGGCGGCUGCAUGGACGAUCGGCGAAUAUGCCGACAGUCUGCUGCAGGGCGGCCAGUACGAGGAGGAGGAACUAGUGAAAGAAGUUAGGGAGAGCGAUAUUGUCGACCUCUUCCACAACAUCCUCAACAGCACCUAUGCAACCCAGAUUGUCAUCGAGUACAUCACUACCGCAUCCAUGAAACUCACCGUGCGCAUGUCAGACUCCUCUCAGAUUGAACGCCUGCGCCGUUUCCUGUCUAGCCGGACCUCCGACUUGAGCGUUGAGAUCCAGCAGCGUGCCGUUGAAUACUCCAAUCUGUUCGGAUAUGACCAAAUCCGCCGCGGCGUGCUUGAGCGGAUGCCUCCGCCUGAGAUUCGCGAGGAACAACGGGUUCUGGGCGCACCCACCAAGAAACGCCAGAGCAAAAUCCUCCGUGAUAAGUCGAAGAAGGUCUCCCGGCCCGCUGAGCACGAUCUGCUCCUCGACCUGGUUGGUGGCACCGAAGCUCCCGUCACCAGCCCGACCGCGAACGGAUCUAAUACCGCAGAUUUGUUAGCCGAUAUUCUCGGCGGCGACUCCGGCAUGUCCUCGCCGCCUCCGACUGGCCAGCAAAAGACCAGCACUAGUGCCAUCAUGGACAUGUUCGGCAAUGGUGGCGGUGGCAUGGGCGCAUCUGCACCUUCUCCGGAUGUAACUGUUAGCGCCUCCACGCCUGCAGCCACUGCCUUCAACAAGGAAGGCCUCGUUCUCACCUUGCAGGUGCAACGAAGUGCUGGCGGCAAUGCCCAGAUCCUAGCCCGCUUCCGCAACGACUCCAACUUCAACAGCUUCUCCAGCGUCGGUCUGCAGGCUGCCGUGCCAAAGAGCCAGAAACUGCAGCUGAGCGGUAUCAGCAAGGCUGAGCUUGAAGCUGGCGAUGAGGGCACGCAGUCUUUGCGAGUUAGCGCUCUGAACGGGUCCCUCCCACCCAAGCUCCGUCUCCGUCUCCGCGUCACAUAUGCUCAGGACGGUGGCAAUCCCGUCACCGACCAGGUGGAUUGGACGGAGCCUUGA